Messenger RNA from Daldinia caldariorum, 1509 nucleotides. RefSeq lists its product as uncharacterized. Gene Ontology annotation, molecular function: sequence-specific mRNA binding; translation release factor activity, codon specific. The transcript has 5 exons. The record is from RefSeq and is a predicted model, not a curated record. Gene Ontology annotation, biological process: cytoplasmic translational termination. NCBI's taxonomy places the organism in Eukaryota, Fungi, Ascomycota, Sordariomycetes, Xylariales, Hypoxylaceae. Gene Ontology annotation, cellular component: cytosol; translation release factor complex. The coding region runs from base 1 to 1509 and encodes 502 amino acids.
AUGAGUGACGCCCAGGCGACCGAGGCUGAGAAAAAUAUCGAGAUAUGGAAAGUCAAGAAACUCAUCAAGCGCCUUGAGGCCGCGCGAGGAAAUGGCACCAGCAUGAUCUCUCUAAUCAUCCCUCCCAAGGAUCAGAUUUCCCGCGCUGCAAAGAUGUUGGCCGAAGAAUACGGUACCGCCUCGAACAUCAAGUCUCGUGUCAACCGACAGUCUGUGCUUUCCGCCAUCACCUCCACCCAACAGCGACUCAAGCUAUAUAACAAGGUCCCUCCCAAUGGUCUUGUCGUAUACUGUGGUGAAAUCUUGACUUCGGAAGGCAAGGAGCGAAAGGUCAACAUCGACUUUGAACCCUUCAAGCCCAUCAACACCUCGUUGUACCUCUGCGACAAUAAAUUCCACACUGAAGCUUUGGCUGAGCUGUUGGAAUCCGACCAGAAGUUUGGUUUUAUCGUCAUGGAUGGUAAUGGUGCUCUGUUUGGUACGCUCAGCGGAAAUACUCGUGAUGUCAUUCAUAAGUUCUCCGUUGAUCUUCCCAAGAAGCACGGCCGUGGUGGACAGUCUGCUCUUCGUUUCGCCCGUCUUAGAGAAGAGAAGCGACACAACUACGUCCGUAAAGUAGCUGAGUUGGCUGUUCAGAAUUUUAUCACGAACGACAAAGUCAACGUUGCAGGUAUUAUCCUUGCUGGUUCGGCCGACUUCAAAAACGACCUUAAUGCCUCUGACAUGUUCGACAACCGGCUACAGAGCAAGGUUAUCAAGGUUGUUGACGUGUCGUAUGGUGGCGAGAACGGUUUUAACCAGGCUAUCGAGUUGUCUUCCGAGACUCUAGGAAAUGUCAAGUUUAUCCAAGAGAAGAAGCUCAUCGGCAAGUACUUUGAGGAGAUCAGUCAAGACACCGGCAAGGUCUGCUAUGGCAUUGAGGACACGCUCAAGGCGUUGGAGCUCGGCGCGGUGGAGACAUUGAUCGUCUUCGAAAACCUCGAGAUCACACGAUGGGUCCUAAAGGAUAGCAACGGUGCUGAAGUCAUUCUCCACACUACUAAGCAGCAAGAGACUGGUGAUAGAUCCAAGUUCAUGGACAAGGAAACUGGACAAGAGAUGGAAGUCGUUGCGCAGGACUCUUUCCUCGAGUGGAUUGCAGAGCACUACAAAGAUUUCGGAACUAACCUGGAGUUCGUAUCGGAUAGGUCGACUGAAGGUAACCAAUUCGUGAAGGGAUUCGGUGGUGUCGGAGGUAUUCUCCGCUAUAAGGUGAACUUCGAGCAGUUAGCCGAAUUUGAGGAAUCCCUCGUUUUUGACGAGGGGCAAGCUCAAGCUGUCCCAUCUAAGCAGGUACCCGUCAUAGAAGCAUCGGAGCGUCCGCUGCCGCAACCACCUGCGUCGGCGCGAAAAUCAAAGGCGAUUUCGUUCGCGCAGCGACGCCUAGCGAAAACGGGCCCCGCAAAUUCGGAGCACACGGCUAGACAGGUCGCGACACCCAGCCCGCUUCGCUCUAUGAUGACGGCUUGA